UUUCAAGCCUAGUAGCCGUUUCCUCUUUUAUUCUUCUUCUGGCUAUGAGCCGACAUUGCAUAUCAGGUUUGGACCUUUGAGCGACAUUCUUGUUGUCCUCAAAUUUUCAUCCAAUUUUUCCACUCUCACCCAACACUAGAAAAAUAAAAUCCAUGGAUUCCACUUUCUUUUCUCUUUAAUUUUCUUUGAACCAAACAGAGACGUUUCUCUUUGUUAUCACAAUUUCCCUCUAAUUGUAUACGGAUUUUGGUUUCUACACAAGAAAAUUCUUCCUGGGUUUGAAAUAAUUGAUUUGCAAUCUUCAUGGUUUCUAUGCUUUGUUAUAUUUGUCUCCAAAUGAACCUGUUCUGGUGAUCUUAUUGAGAAUGAAAGCUGCGACCAUAAACAAACUCAUAUACUUUCUGGUGUAAAUCAUAAUCUUCUGGGAAACUAUUUCAUAUAAACAGCUCGUAUACUUCAUGGAAUAAUUGCAGAAGGUUUUGCGACGCAGCUGAGACCACUGUGAAGUAUGCUGCAGUUUCUAUCACCGGCAUCCCUGCUCGUAUAAACCCUUUUAUUGGAUGAGAGUAAAGGGUGCUUUUUAGGGGAUUUGGAAAUGGAUGAGACUAUGAACCAAUUCCAGCAAAGCUUGAUUGAGCUUGAAACUGAAGCUGAACAUUUACUACUAGCCAGGAAUCAGAAAUGCAGCUGGUUGAGAAUGAUAAAGUGAGGAAUGGGAACAGAGAAGCACUUACUGCACUGAGGAAAAAGGCCCGGACAACAAAAACUAGUGUCCCAUCUCCUUUUGAGUCAAUGAUGAAGAAUACUGGGAACCCUGGAUCAAGACCUUUGGUAAAGGAGGUUUGUGCAACUUGUGGCAACCAUGACUCAAAUGAGCGGACAUGGAUGAUGUUCCCAGGAACUGAUGUUUUUGCUAAGAUCCCAUUUCAUGCUGCUCACAUUAUUUUGGAGAAAGAUCAAGCAAAGCUGGAUCAUGAAGCUAAGAAACUGCAAAGCUAUGUGAAAGAGAAAUCUUUUUUGAUAUCAGAAAAAGGUGUCCUUGCUGAUAAGAUUAGUCCUGGUGUACUUAGAUCCUUAGUUGUGUUAAAAGAUAAACCAUGAUUGUGAGAUCUGACUGAUGUGAUGAAGCAAUCAAACAAAUGAAAAGUUAUUUUUGGGAGUCAACAUUGCUCUUUAUAGGGGGGUUGGCAAUGAAGUUGGUUGGAAUAUCUUUUGAGCAGAAGUGUCUUGAGAAACUUGAAGGAACGUGGAUGAAAGUUAUCAACUGCUACUGAUUAUGAUGACUAUGCUGUGAAUGUUGGUUUUAUAAAAACAUGAAUGUCUUCUUUGAAUCUGUUUUGUUAUAAAUGACUGAAUGGACUUCCUCUGUCAAAGCAAUGUUAGCAUUAGUGGGGUUAUAGAGAAACGGUUUUCGACUGAUUCAUUAUCUGGACUGAGUUCUCAUUUGCUCAGAUUCACUUAAAGCUGCGAAAUCUUGAAAUGGACAAGCAUGAUGUGUUAUUUCUUUCUGAUGCACCUAUUUGUGUAGUUGCAUUAUUGUUCUUGUGUAUCUUGUAUUGGCUAAGUUGUUAGUUGAAGAGAUGUUGACGGGGCAAAGAAUAUGGCAUUGCAUGAUACAGAGUUGCUCUUGGCCUGUUCUACUUUUUCAAUCGAAUUAUUUUAAUUUGUAGCUGCUGGGCUGGCAAUGGAUUUUUUUCUCUUUGUUGUCAACUUUAGUCGGUUGACAUGCGAGUGUUUUAACCUUCAUGUGGCAGGCAGGCAGGCAGGCAGCCAGCCAGCCACCUUUAAUCUUAAUCUGAAGUUUUAGUCGAACUUAUAACAAACAUAUCCAUAGGUUAUAAGAAAGUUAAUGUAAUUAUUAUGAUGAA
Molecule: messenger RNA, 1868 nt
Organism: Durio zibethinus
Lineage: Eukaryota; Viridiplantae; Streptophyta; Magnoliopsida; Malvales; Malvaceae
Product: P53/DNA damage-regulated protein
Source: RefSeq, a predicted model, not a curated record